Molecule: messenger RNA, 1746 nt
Organism: Acanthosepion pharaonis
Lineage: Eukaryota; Metazoa; Mollusca; Cephalopoda; Sepiida; Sepiidae
Source: the annotation of a GenBank genome assembly
AUGACUUCCUUUCUGUCUUUCUUUUCUUUGUUCACCUCCUGUAGUUCCCUUUUCCUUCACAGAAAUUGCCCUAUUUCUGUUCUCUCCGCCCAUUUUCACGCCAGCCAGACCCCCUGUCCACUAAAAACGCCACCAUCGCUUUUUGAAUGCCAUCACCGCAGCCAUUACAGUGAACCGCUCUUCAACCAACAUGGCGAUCUCUCGACGUCCGCUACAAAGUGUAAUCUGGCUCAGUACGUAUUUCCUUUCUUCCUUCCUUUCUUUAUUUCUUUUCUUCUUUUCUAUUCCUUUUUCUUGUAUUCUUCUUUUUUUAAUUUCUUACGUUCAUUCAUUCGUUAUUCUUUUAUUAUUUGCUUUUUGAGAUCAUUUUUUUCACACUGUCUUUUAAGUCAUUCCUUCGCCAUUAUUUCAUCUUUCGUUUCGUUUAUAUUUUCAGUCUUUCUUUUUCAAUUCCUUCUUCUUUCUUUGUUUGUUUCUUUCUGUUUUUCUUUCUUUCUUUUCUUCUUUCUUAAGUCUUUUUGUUUCUUUCUUUCUGUCUUUCCUUUCUUCUUUUUUGCAUCUUUCUUUUUUGUUUCUGCCUGUCUUCCUUUCUACAAAUUAAUCUUCUUUCUUUUUGAAUUACUUUUCUUCGUCUUUCGCUUUCUUUCUUUCUUUCUUUCUUUCUUUUUUCUUUGUUUCUGUCCUUCAUCCUUGAGUCUUUCGUUUGCUUUCUUUCUUUCUUUCUUUUUUUCUUUGUUUCUUUCUUUCUUUCUUUCUUUUUUUCUUUGUUUCUUUCCACAAAUCAAUCGUCUUUCAUUCUUUCAUUUUGAUCUUUUUUCUUUAUGUGUUUUUCUUCUUUCUUUCUUUUUUUCUUUCUUUCCUUCCUUCUUUCUUGAGUCUUUCGUUUGCUUUCUUUCAACAAAUCAAUCAUCUUUCUUUUUUCUUUCUUUUUGUCUUUCUUUUCUUUAUUUUCUUUCAUUUUUGUUUCUUUCUUUCUCUCUACAAAUCAAUCUUCUUUCUUUCAUUUUGACAUUCUUUCAUUUUUCGUUCAUCUUUUCAUUCUUUCUUUUUCAAUUACUUCUUCUUUCUUCCUUUAUUUCUUUUUAUUUCGAGACAAACCUUUUCCUUUCUUUCUAUCUUUUUGACUUUCAUUUCUUGAUAUUUGUUUUCUUACUUUCUUUUUUGUUUCUUUCUUUCUGCCGUUCUUUCUACAAAUCAGUCAUCUUUCUUUUUCACUUUCUUUUCUCUAUUUGCUUUUCGUCUUUCUUUCAAUAUUUCUUUCUUUCUUUCUUUCUUUCUUUCUUUCUUUCUUUUGUCUUUCUUUCAUGCUUUCUUUUCUUCAUUCUUUCUUUCUUUCUUGAGUCUUUAUUUGUUUUUCUUUUUUCUACUUCAUCGGUCUUUUCUUACAUUCAUUCUCCAUUAUUUCAUUUUUUGUUUCUUACAUCUUUUCAUUCUUUCUUUUUUAAUGCUUCUUUUUUCUGUCUUUCUUUGUUUCAUCACCCUUUCUUUCUUUCAUUCUUUCUUUCUUUGAGUAAAACCUUUUUCCUUUCUUUUUAUCUUUCUCACUUUGUUCACUUUAUUUGUUCACUAUCUUUCUGUCUGCCUUUCUUUCUUUCAUUCUUUCUUUCUUUCUUUCUUUCUUUCUUUCUUCGAGUAAAACCUUUCCUUUCUUUUUAUCUUUCUGUUUUCAUUUGUUUUUAUAUUUCUUUCUAUCUUUCUUUUCAUUUUCUUUUUUGUUUUUCUUUCUAUCUUUCUUUCUUCGAAUAA